ACUUUUGCUAUGCAAAGGCAACGUGCAUUUUGUUUUCGCCUCCACUGACCAGGGUCACGCAAAGUCGUGUCCGCGAAUAUUCUUUCCUCCAUAACCAAAUUGUCUCUGUACCGGCCGGAGUCGAGUAACUGGGUUCGAUCUGUUCUUUAUCACGUUGGGAAUAAAUAGCUUGAUUGUAUUGCAAGGGCACCGUGAACAUAAUGAGCGCGAGUACUUUGUCACUGCUUCUUCGUGACGAGGAAAUGAUUUUCCCAGCCAUCGUUUCCUUAAUGCACGCACUUCAAAUGGCUGUGAUGGCAAAGGCUGUCGGGGGCUUGCGUGGUAAGUUUAAGAUCUCACCACCUGCUACCAGCGGAGACCCAGGCUUUGAGAGGGGACUCAGGGCACAGCAGAACACUUUAGAGUUUUCGCCCAUUUUUCUGAUCCUUCUGUGGGUUUCGGCCAAGUAUUUGAACCCGGUCCUCGCAAGUUUGACUGCACUUCUGUACCUCAAGGCUCGCUCUGAUUACUUCUCUGGGUACUGUGCCAGUGCAGAAAAGAGACUCAGACCAUUCAAACGCAGUGUGCUGAUCAUACAGGUUCUGUUGUUGUACAGUGCUAUUGGCCUGAUCCACACUGCCCUGACGGCGUACUUCAACAUCAACAUUCCCCAGAAAGUGGGUUUGGACAAGUAUAUUCCACUUGGUAAACUGUAACUCUCUGAAAUAAGAUCAAAACGACCGCCAGCUGUUAAGGUUCACAUGAUAAGUUUGCAGCUCAUGGUGUUUUACUCAUUUUCACAAGCAACGGUUCUCAAAACUACAAUUCGAGGGAAAAAUGAGAUUUUCAGCUUAGUGGAUACAGUGCCCAUGCUGUGCCAUUUUGUGAAAAUAGCUCGAAGAAAAUGUGUGUGCACUUCUUUGAAACCAGCAUGGUUUCAUUGACAGCAAGCUGAAGGAGUCCUUGUUUCAGCGCCCAAUUAAAAUAGCUGCCCAAGCUGCAACAAAUUGCCCACGUACAUGUAGAGCAAAAGAUUUAAUUGGGCAUUGAACCCAAGGUCAACCUUCAUCAGGUGCCAAAACUAUUAACCCCAAAAAUGUAUUCAGUAAUGUGUUUAUGGUGAUGCGACAUAAAAUAGGCCUGUAACACAAUUCCAGAGCCAGAUUUGUCUGUAAGAAAAUCAAACAUUCCGAAUGUAACUGUGAGGCAAACUGAAUGCCAGUCUGAAUCAUUCUGCUGAGGUUGGUUAGAAGGGUCAAAAAUUAGUAAAAAAAAUUUUUCAGCUGUGUAAAGAAUUUGCUGGUAAUGCAUGCUACGAGCUUCUAGUUCAAGUCAUUUAUUGUAAUAAUUUUAAAAGAUAAGAUGCUGCUUUCAAUAAAUCAGUUUAUAGACGUAUGCUGUUGAUUUAUAGCAUCACUUAACAUGCUUAAUGUGCAGACAGAAUACUUCAUUUCUUGAGACCUUUCUUGAAGGAUGCCAGAAGCAGAAUUGGUUGAGUUUUAUUUUUCACAAAUGUUAGAAAAAUUUAAAGGAAUCUUGCGAACUGAAAUCAACUUUUCAUAUAAUUUAAUUCACUUCUUUUUUGUUAAUUAUCUGUUACAUGUGGAAUAAGAGUAUUAAUGCCCUGUGGUUUGAUAAUUGAAGAUGAAUGAAAUAAAAGCAGUUUCUGAUGACAGUGUUGGCUUGUUAAUUGUUUCAA
Acanthaster planci (crown-of-thorns starfish) is the source of this 1678-nucleotide messenger RNA. RefSeq names its product microsomal glutathione S-transferase 2-like. Gene Ontology annotation, molecular function: enzyme activator activity; glutathione peroxidase activity; glutathione transferase activity. Gene Ontology annotation, biological process: leukotriene metabolic process. Gene Ontology annotation, cellular component: endoplasmic reticulum; nuclear envelope; membrane. The record is from RefSeq and is a predicted model, not a curated record. NCBI's taxonomy places the organism in Eukaryota, Metazoa, Echinodermata, Asteroidea, Valvatida, Acanthasteridae.